Colletes gigas is the source of this 1398-nucleotide messenger RNA. It is a transcript of the gene pch2, whose product is annotated as pachytene checkpoint protein 2 homolog. Gene Ontology annotation, biological process: meiotic recombination checkpoint signaling; reciprocal meiotic recombination. Lineage: Eukaryota; Metazoa; Arthropoda; Insecta; Hymenoptera; Colletidae. Gene Ontology annotation, cellular component: chromosome; nucleus. The transcript has 6 exons. Bases 128 to 1366 code for a protein of 412 amino acids. The record is from RefSeq and is a predicted model, not a curated record. Gene Ontology annotation, molecular function: ATP hydrolysis activity; ATP binding.
UUUCCGGUGGACGAGGGGACAAACAAAUUGAAUGUACAAAGUUUAACUCAGAAAUUAAUAGAAAUUAGUUUUGCAACACUGGUCCAAAGAUUUUAUUGUUUUGAAACGUGUAUAAAACAAUAAUAAGAUGGAAGAUUCCAAAGUAUUGCACGUAGAAAUAUGUCAAAAAGCCACCAGUUUGUUGACUACUAGGCACAUAGAGGAGAUGGUACAUGAAGAGAUAAAAAAAUUGGAGGAUGUUCAAUUAGAAACUAUUAUGUAUGGAUACAAUUUCCCAUAUCCUGUAAAAGAUCAUGUUAAUUCAAUAGUAUAUUCUCCCAGACAUUGGCCGGGAGGUUACAUGAAAGUACAAGAAGCCAGUUUAAGAUUUCAUGUAUAUAAAUUAACCAAAGAGGAUGCAGCUACAGAAGUGAUGGAAAAUGAUAGUGAAAAUUUGCCAGUAUCUUCUCAUUGGAUUUUGCCUUCAAGAGAAUUUCAUCUUCUGUGGGAAAAUCUUUAUUUUGAUUCUAACAUAAAAGAAGAUUUGUUAUGCUACGUGACAACAUCAGUGUUAUUUUCACGGCGCAAUGUUGAUCCUAACAUUAUAAGCUGUAAUAAAGUAGUGUUAUUACACGGACCUCCAGGUACUGGUAAAACUAGCCUGUGCAAAGCUAUUGCACAAAAAAUAGCUAUUCGUGGGAUGGGAUUUACUCACGUCGAAUUUGUUGAAAUAAACAGUCACAGUCUAUUUUCAAAGUGGUUUUCAGAGAGUGGAAAAUUAGUCAUGAAAUUAUUUUCCGAAAUGAAGCGUCUUCUCGAAAAUUCUGAAGUAUUAGUUUGCAUUCUGAUCGAUGAAAUAGAAUCGUUAGCACAUGCUCGUAAGUCGUGUAGUAAUGGAGUAGAACCCACUGACUCUAUAAGAGUAGUGAAUGCCUUACUAACACAACUGGAUAUAAUAAAACGAUACCCGAAUGUUUUAAUUCUGACUACUAGUAAUUUAUCAGAAGCCAUUGAUUUAGCGUUUGUCGAUAGAGCAGACAUAAUACAGUAUAUUGGCCAUCCCACUCAUCAAGCUAUAUACAAAAUUUAUGCUUCUUGCAUUAAAGAGUUGAUGAGGGUAUCUCUGCUACAGUCCCAAGAUAUUUUUGAUUUUUCUUACUUAGAAAAAUUAGGCUUUGAAGAAAACACUCAAACAAAGGACAGCCUUCAAUUAAUGAAACUCAGUCAGAAAAGUUUCAGGCUUAGCGGACGAAUUUUAAGGAAAAUACCAUUUUUAGCUUAUGCAAUGACUUUGCUCGCGAAAUCGCAUACAUUGAGUCUACUUUUAGAAUCCAUGCAUCUAGUUGUUGUAAAACAAGAAGAAAAGAUGAUGUCGCGCAAACAUUGAGAUAUUUGUUAUAAAAGUUAAAUUCUGUUAAU